This is a messenger RNA of Sceloporus undulatus (fence lizard), 3596 nucleotides long. RefSeq names its product polymeric immunoglobulin receptor (gene PIGR). Lineage: Eukaryota; Metazoa; Chordata; Lepidosauria; Squamata; Phrynosomatidae. The record is from RefSeq and is a predicted model, not a curated record.
UGUUCAGGCAUAAUGAUGAUCAUCUUUCUUUUUUAUCUGGUUCCGAUACAUGUUUCAGGCACAUUAUAUGGGCCACGGCUGGUGAUAAGUCAUGUUGGAGGAUCAGUGACAAUCAAAUGCUACUAUUUAACCACUACAGCCAAUAGACAUGACAGAAAAUAUUGGUGCAAGGAAUCCAACUUUCACCAUAGGUCUUGCCAGACUAUCACUUCCACAAAUCAAUUCACACUUCAAGACUAUGAUGGAAGAGUAUCCAUGAAGGAUAGCCCUCAUAAUGGGCUUUUGCAAGUAACAAUGGCACAGUUGAAGAAGAGUGACUCCAGUAAUUACAGAUGUGGCAUUGGCAAAUCAAACCAUGGUUUAUAUGCUGGAGUGAAUCUAACUGUUUGGGAUGCAUAUCCUGUGCCCUUUGGUGAUCAAUACGCAAGUGAUAGGAAGUACAUGUGCAGGAUGACAACGACUACCUGCUCCACUAUCAUUGAUACACAUGGAAAUAUUGACCCACUUAUAAAGGAAAAGUUUCUGUUAAGCAAUCUUGAAAUUUCUGGCUCAUUCAGCAUCAUUAUGACCCAACUAACGAAAGAUAAGAUCAGGGUUUACUGUGGAGCUGGGAACUAUGAGAAGGGAAGACCAGAAGAAGAAGAAACCAGAAAACUGGAUAUUUAUUUAUAUCCAGAGGCUUUGGUUCCCAAGGCACAACCAAUAUUACAUGGAGUUCAGCAUGGUUCAGUGUGUUUUGAAUGUCUUAUGACCCGAAAGAGAAUAAUACAAUCAAUAUUGGUUGCAAUGAAAGAAGAACAUGGGUGUACCAUCUUAAUAAACAACUUAGGAUAUGUCCGGGUACUUAUGAGGAGAAGGAUAGUGCGCACCAUAGUCCAGAGACGGCACCAUUACCAUCUACUGAACCAACUGCGUAAUGAGGAUGAAGGAUACUAUUGGUGUAUGACAAGUGGAGAACAGGAAAGGAAAAUCAUCCACGAAUUGAAGAUUGUGGAAGGACAACCUAAUUUAGUAGUAGACAAUGAAAUCCAAGCUGUUGCUGGCUCUCCAUUGACAAUAACAUGCACUUACCCAUGUAAAUAUGCUGAGUAUGAGAAGUAUUGGUGCAGGUGGAAAAACACUGGAUGUGAACCUCUUAUCUCAUCUGAACAAAACCAGACUGGCUUGGGAGUUAGCUGUGAUAAAGGCAGUAGAAUUUUGUCUCUGAAUUUUGACCAAACAUCACUGUCAGAUCAAGGAUGGUAUUGGUGUGGAGUUCGAAAAGGAGGCCAUUAUGGAGAAACAUAUGCACUGUAUCUACAAGUGCAAGGAGUACUUCAGAAUGCUGAAGAACCUUUCAAUCUCAAUGAGAGGCCUGGUGAUGAUGUUGUUCCUCGAAUAAAUGCUGGAAAUAGAAACUCUCCCUUAAACAAAGCAAAUGGGGUAGCCAAGGCUGAAUCUCCAGCAAGUAGCCAUGAAGAAAGUAAAAAUUCCACAGUACUUCUCUCUGUUUUGAUCCCACUUGGAAUAAUAGUUCUGCUCCUGGCCACUGUCUUUUUUGUUGUGAAAUUUAGGCUUUUCAAGCAUUCAGACUUGGUCUCAGUUGGCAGCUACAGGACAAACAUCAGCAUGACAGAUUUUGAAAAUGCAAGGCAAUAUGGGGCAAAGGACAACGUGUGCAUGGCAGAAGCCCAUGAGACCCAAAUAGGGCGGAUGGAUGAUUAUAUCAUUACUACGAGCAGUCCUAAAGAGGCUGGUAAAUCAAAGAAGACAAAGAGGGGCUCCAAAGAGGAAGUUGAGAUGGCUUACACUACAUUCCUGCUGAAUUCAGAAAACGUUCUCUCUACAAGAAGCUCCCAGGAACAGUAGAUUUUAGAAAGAUGCUCAACAGCUUCAUACCAUACACUUCUAAUGACUUGCAGAAGCAAAUUAUGCAAUAACUAUUCAGACAGGCUAUGAUUAGAAUCACUGAACAGACAGUUUUAUUCAUUGAUAUUGCUUUGAAAUUUAAAUUAAUUCUAAUGUUUUCCUAAAUUGUUUCAGUUCUAUCACUGAUGAUAGGAUAGGAUACAUAAAGAUAAAAAUAAGUUUCAUUUAGAGAAACCAACUUCAUUCCAAUCAAAUUAAAAAUGUGGUUUUUUUAAAAAAAACAAACAAAAAACACCUGUAUUUAAUGAACUUGCAAAAUGUUAUAACAAUUUAAACUAAUUCAAUUAAAUAUGUGUGUGUGCCUUUUUAGAAACUUUGUACUCAUUUUUGCCAGUCUUUUUGUAUAUGAAAAGCAGUAACAUAGAAGAUUUUAAUGAGAACAUAACCUGAUAAAAUACAGCAUUAAUCAUUUAGAAGAUUUUUAAAAACUGAAUCAAAGUUAUUAAGCACACUUUUAAGUUUAUUUAUCCUCCAAAUUAUACAAUCAGUUUCUUGUUCUUUCUCCAAGGAGUUUAGAACAGCAUAUCUGAGAUUAUUUUGUUUUAACCUCAUCACACUUUUUGACUCAGAAUUCUGGAGGCCUCAAAAGCCUGCACAGUAUACUGUGCUCCUGAAAUUAGUCUAAUAUUGUUAGACUUUUAUAUAUUAUGUAGAAUUAGCAUUUUCCUAAUGUUGACAAAGGCCACCUAAUGACCUAUCAGUUGUUUAUCUCACCUCUAGAAUAUGAUAUUUUUAAAGUAAUUCAAAUUGCUAAUUACAACUAUAGUAGCCAUAUAGUAUAUUGGUUGGUUCACCAGUUAGUAGGUGAUUCAAUGGUUCUAUUCUAAUUAGGAUUAGCAACUGGGUUUAGACUUGCAUAUGUUAAAAUUAAGUAAAUAUAUUUAUGAAUGGUAUAUAUAACCUUUUUUGAUUGCAAAAAGAUAACCAACAAUUUGGGGUAAGUCGAAUUGACACUUUCUAGGUGUUGUUGGAUUGCAAGUCCCACCAUCCUCAUCAUUUGCUAUGCUGGAUGGGGAUGGUGACACCUGUGGUCCAACAACAUCUGAAGAGCCACAAGAUAGUCAUCUUUGGGAGACAAGAGGAAGAUCCAAGAAGAAACCAUUACUUCUCCCUAGUAGGCCAGGUUGAAGACAUUUUGCUGCCUAAAUAGAAAAUGACACUCCCCUCUCAAAGUCAAGGUGCACAGUAUGCAAGACCAGAGUUUAGAAAAGUUACUUUUUUUUACUAUAACUACCAGAAUAUGGUCAUGCUGGCUGGGGAAUUUUAGAAGUUGGAUUUGGCUAUUGGCAGGCUCUGGAUAAAGAUAAAAAUAGAUCUCAGAGUAUUAAUGCAGUAAAGGUUAAACAUAUAUGGUUGUUUUUUGUUUUGUAAUGCUGAUGCUUUUUGUAAGCUGGUAGUCACUGGAGAACUAGAGUGGUGUAAUGAUUUGAGUGUUGGACUAGGACUCAGAGACCAGGUUUCAAAUUCUUGUUCAGCCAUAAAAACUUACUGAGUGUCCUUGGGCAACAUUCUCUCAGCCUUAAAGAAACAAAUCUGAACAAAUUCUAAGGGUUGCCACAAGUGAGAAAUAACUUGAUGGCAAGAAACAAUAACAUUAUUUAGGAUAAGUGACUUCAUAAUUCAGAAUAUUGUAUGUAUUAUUUGCAAUGAUUUUGAUUAUUUGCAAUGUUUUGAUUAUUAUUACCAAU